Molecule: messenger RNA, 1312 nt
Organism: Pungitius pungitius (ninespine stickleback)
Lineage: Eukaryota; Metazoa; Chordata; Actinopteri; Perciformes; Gasterosteidae
Product: triadin-like
Exons: 8
Coding region: 577-1071 (164 amino acids)
Cellular component (GO): membrane; sarcoplasmic reticulum
Molecular function (GO): signaling receptor binding
Source: RefSeq, a predicted model, not a curated record
UCGCUCAGAGGGGGCAGGGUGACUCUCAGUAGGUCAACCCACUUCUCUCUCUCUCUCUCUCUCUCUCUCUCUCUCUCUCUCUCUCUCCAGCCGCUGACCAUCAGAAACCUUCACCUGAGAAUCUUCCCGGGACAAAACAUCAAGAACAGCUUUGACAUCAACCAAAGACCAGAGAAAAAACACUCCAAAGAGCUGUUUACAGCUCGGCUCCCAGCUUCCCUCCGUGUAUUUUUAGAAACCUGCUGUGAUCCCCGCUCGAAACCACGUUUGCUGUGCGCGCUUUGUGCGUCGCCCCCGUCGCGCCUUCCCAACCGUUCGGCCGGGGCCCAAAAGAGGGACCUAACGAGGAAGUCGCACGCGCGUUUCCAUGGUGACGGUGCAUUUCCCAAGGGGCCUUUGAAGGGGACUGAAGGUUAUCACUGAACAUCCGGGCAAACUCAAAGCCCAAGUCACCGACGCCCACGUGGUUCUAAUUCUGUGGAUUCCCGUGCUGAGGAGGAGGCGGCGGUGGCGGCGGCGGCAGCAGUUGGCGUCCUCGGGCCCUCAAAGAUCAGCUCAGCGCCGGCGGCAACAGCAAUGAGCAGUAAGAACAGCGGCGGAGGGGCGGGUCCACCGGCUCGGACCAAUCAGAAGACGUUUUUGGACGACGUCAUUUUGACCUUCACCUCCCCGAUGGCCUGGCUGCUGGUCGUGGCUCUGGUCAUCACGUGGUCGGGAGUCGCCAUCGUCCUCUUUGAUCUACUCGACCCCAAAACUCUGACAGAGUACACCUCAUACUGUGACGACCCCGUGUGUUUAUCCUCUGGAGGGAGGGACUACGGCGCAAGGACAGGAGGUCUCCCUCCUCCCUCUGCCGCCGCACAGAGAGGUUUGAAGGCAAGAGGUGGUUUUCGUCCAGUAAAAUCAAGCCCCGCUGGGCUGCCCGUUGAGGUCACGUCUCAGGAGAGCGCCGAUUGGUUGGAGAUGAUGUGGACUUUUGCAGCCAGUAUGGUGGCUCCUGAUGAUGAGGAUGAGGAAGGUAUUCACCAGCUAACUGAACCCCUCACAUCUUUCCACUCCGAGGAGCUGUGAGCAGGAGGAGCUGUGAGCAGGAGGAGCUGUGAGCAGGAGGAGCUGUGAGCAGGAGGAUGCUAACGGUGGGGAAGAGGAGGUCUGACUGAAGCGGAGGAGAGGAUGCAAAGAUACAGAAAGAGGAGGAUGAAAGGGUGUUGUGUAUUUUUGACUGUCUGUAAACUGGAAUUUGAUGAUUGAAAACUGAAAACAAUUAACCGUAAAAUAGUGUAAUAAAAAAAGCCAUCAUCUUCUCAGCGGA